CUGCUCGCUCCCACUCAGCCGGGACAGUUGAGCACAGCAGAGCACGGCAAGCCUCUCUCCUCUGGACAGCAUGGGACUCACUCAGGACCCCAACUUUCAAAAGCUGCAGGACUGGUACACCGCCCAUGCCCUGAACCUUAAUAUGAGGCACAUGUUUGAUGCUGAUAAAGAGAGAUUCAAUAAGUUCAGCCUCAAACUUACCACAGAUGAUGGAGAUAUUCUUCUGGAUUACUCAAAGAACCUAAUCACAGAGGAAGUCAUGAAAAUGUUGAUUGAUCUGGGCAAGUCUAGAGGGAUUGAAGCUGCCAGAGAGAGGAUGUUUACUGGAGAGAAAAUCAACUUCACUGAGGGGCGCGCUGUGCUCCAUGUUGCUUUGAGAAACCGUUCCAACACUCCAAUCAUGGUUGACGGCAAAGAUGUGAUGCCGGAUGUUAAUAAGGUUCUGGAAAAGAUGAAAGGCUUUUGUCACAGGGUUCGCAGCGGAGAGUGGAAAGGAUACACAGGAAAGGCCAUUACAGAUGUUGUAAACAUCGGAAUCGGAGGAUCAGACCUCGGCCCUCUGAUGGUGACAGAGGCCUUGAAGCCUUACUCAAAGGGUGGUCCCCACGUUUGGUUUGUGUCCAAUAUUGACGGAACUCACAUCGCCAAAACCCUGGCUAAGCUCAACGCUGAGACGACUCUCUUUAUCAUCGCAUCCAAGACGUUCACUACUCAAGAAACAAUCACCAAUGCUGAGUCAGCCAAAGCCUGGUUCCUGGAACAUGCCAAAGAUAAAGCUGCUGUUGCCAAACACUUCGUGGCUCUCUCCACAAAUGCUCCCAAAGUAAAAGACUUCGGCAUCGACACGGAAAACAUGUUUGAAUUCUGGGAUUGGGUUGGAGGUCGUUUCUCCUUGUGGUCAGCAAUUGGAAUGGCCAUUGCUUUGCAUAUUGGCUUUGAUAACUUUGAGAAACUUUUGUCAGGAGCCCACUGGAUGGACAAACAUUUCAGAUCUGCUCCCCUGGAAAAAAAUGCCCCCGUCCUGCUGGCGCUACUGGGCAUCUGGUACAUUAACUUCUUCCAUGCUGAGACACAGACUAUGCUGCCCUACGACCAGUAUAUGCACCGUUUUACUGCCUACUUCCAACAGGGAGACAUGGAAUCGAAUGGAAAGUAUAUCACCAACCAUGGAGCUCGAGUGAACUACCAUACUGGGCCCAUAGUGUGGGGGGAGCCAGGAACCAAUGGACAGCAUGCCUUCUACCAGCUCAUCCAUCAAGGAACACGAAUGGUCCCAGCUGACUUCUUGAUCCCGGCUCAGAGCCAGCAUCCAGUCAGAGACAACCUGCAUCACAAGAUAUUGGUGGCCAACUUCCUUGCACAGACAGAAGCCUUGAUGAAGGGUAAAACAACAGAGGAGGCCAGGAAGGAGCUGGAGGCAAGCGGACUCAGUGGAGAAGCUUUGGAGAAAAUUUUACCUCACAAGGUAUUCCAAGGAAACAGACCAACCAACUCCAUCAUCUUUAAGAAGCUGACACCCUUCACACUUGGAGCACUUAUUGCCAUGUAUGAGCACAAGAUCUUUGUCCAGGGUGUGAUGUGGGAGAUCAAUAGCUUUGACCAGUGGGGAGUCGAACUUGGAAAGCAGCUUGCAAAGAAGAUUGAGCCAGAACUCAAGGACACCACGGAGGUCCACUCCCACGACUCGUCCACUAAUGGACUCAUAAACUUCCUCAAGAAAAACUUUGCCUAAGUUCAAAGCUUUCCCUGAACAUCUUUGCCCUUCUGAUUGGAAUGGUGUCUCUCUGAGGCAGCUGGUCACUCCCACGCAGCCAAACCAAAGGACUUGAUGUUUGUGUUUUAAUUGGGACUACACCAAAAAAAAAUAAUGCAACCGUUUUUGGCAUUUACUUAAUCAUAUUCGGUUACUUUAACACAUUCUUUCAUGUUAGCCAGGUAGGACAUAAAACAAUCUUAAAGUAACUAAAUAUGAUUAAGUAAAUGCCAAAAAAAGUUGCCUUAUUAUUGUCUCCAGUGCUGUCUUUGCUGUGUCUCAAAUGUAGACAGUUGUUGUUGAAAGCAGAAUGAAUCAUAUCUCUGUCUCUACUUCUGCAGUAACUUGUGUUUCUGAAAUAAAUAUUUUUUUUCAGAUCCUCA
Molecule: messenger RNA, 2136 nt
Organism: Cyprinodon variegatus (sheepshead minnow)
Lineage: Eukaryota; Metazoa; Chordata; Actinopteri; Cyprinodontiformes; Cyprinodontidae
Gene: gpib
Product: glucose-6-phosphate isomerase
Exons: 18
Coding region: 71-1732 (553 amino acids)
Biological process (GO): glucose 6-phosphate metabolic process; glycolytic process; gluconeogenesis
Cellular component (GO): cytosol
Molecular function (GO): glucose-6-phosphate isomerase activity; carbohydrate derivative binding; monosaccharide binding
Source: RefSeq, a predicted model, not a curated record